AUGGCAGCGGUCUUACUCGCACUGGAACAUUUGAAUACAGGAAAUGGAACCUUGGUGGAAGAAGUUGGGGGACUUGACGAGAGGUGUAACAUUAAAUUUACGUCUGAAUUCAAAGAUACAGCAUUAUCCGAAAGUGAAUCUCUGAAUCACGUUGUUGAGCUGACAGGUCGGUCUCAAGAAACGGAAUUGCCGGCAGCUUAUGUCGGUGCCUUUCGAUCAGCCUGCAGUAUGGUAACAUCGUUAGUGACUGGGCUUCGAGGAAUUCCACAAAUAUCUCCUGUCUCGACUAGCUCGCAUCUGAAUGAUGUUGGUCAGUAUCCUUUGUUUGGGCGAACUGUUCCAUCAGAUGAUGGUACUGCUGUGCCAGCAAUUAAGUAUUUACGUGAACAGUUGGGAGUACGACAUUUGGCCAUUCUUUAUGUAAAUGAUAGUUAUGGGAAUGCGUACACUGCUGGAAUGCAGCUUGCGGCGGCACUGCAUGCACCAGACAUGACAAUUCAUGCCUUUGAUCUUCCAAUAACACUAACACCAGACGUCGUGGAAAAUGCAGUUUCUGUUCUGAAGAGUUCAGGCUACCUCUAUUUCUUUGGAAUCUUCGAUCCCCGUCAAUACGAGCCAAUCAUGACCGAGGCCUAUCAUCAAGGAAUUGCUGGAGACGGAGAACACAACUGGAUGUUUUCCGAUGCCCUUUCCACCAGCGUUACACAAAGAGGCAUUGAUGCCAACUCCCCCCUUCGUUUUGCGAUCCAAGGGUCGAUUCAGAUUGCAGCCGUAGGCGGAGUACCCGGCCGAGAUCCAAGAUAUGAUCUGUUUCUGCAGUCCUUGAGAGAUCUAAGAAACUCAGUCGACAUGGCCACGCUGCAAUCCUACCAUCCGACGUACCCUGAUGAACCGGAAUACUAUGUCCAAACGAUUGCAGAGGAUCCAGAAAGCUAUUUUUCUCGUGUGACCACUGGAUCGGUCCCUUUCAUGUACGAUGCAGUGAUUGCGCUUGGAUUGGCGGCAUGCAACGUGGACUACAACGAAACUGAUUACUUUGACGGAUAUCAGCACUUUGAGAAGUUCAAAGAGACUGAAUUCGAAGGCGCCAGCGGCACUAUCCGAUUCGACCGUGCAACUGGAACCCGUCUAGCAGAUGCGGCUCGGUUCACCAUUACGAAUUUUGUGCAUAUGGGCAACGUUGGAAACACAGCGACCUUCGAAAAUGUGGAAACUGACGUUUUCCAGGAUGGGGAGUGGAUCAAUGUCGAGCCCCGUGUAUUCAACGACGGAACUUCAAAUACUCCACCAGAUUUGCCUCCUGUGGAACCAAACAAUCUGUAUAUCGGAGCAGUCUUGCGAAGUAUUGGUAUUGUUAUCACAUGCUCGAUCUGGGCGAUUUCGAUGGGACUCGCGCUGUGGAUGGCAUGCCAUAGAGAAGCACCAGUUGUGAGAGCAAGUCAACCAAUCUUUCUUGGAAUCAUUGCACUUGGAUGUUUCCUGAUGGGGACAUCAAUCAUCUUUUUGAGUUUGGACGACGAAGUGGUAUCUACCGAGACUUGCUCUGCCUUUUGCAUCUUGGUUCCUUGGUUCUUCAGUUUUGGUUGGAUCCUUUCUUUUUCCGCGCUCUAUGCCAAGACAUAUAGAGUGAACAAAAUCUUCCACAAUCCAAAGUGUCGUCGCAUGAAGGUGACUGUGAAAGAUGUCAUGGCGCCCAUAUUCCUGUUGCAGACCAUUGCGAAUACGAUAUUAAUUGUUUGGUAUUCGACUGCAAGACCGGAAUGGGUUCGAGAGACCACCAAAGAGGAUUUAUUUGGACGAGAAAUUGAAACAAGUGCCUCUUGUGAUUACGGAGGGUCGACUGGCUUUAUUAUCUCCCUAUGCACCUUGCUUCUGGCCGUUCUGUUUUACACACUUCAACAAGCCUAUGCUGCGCGCGACGUAUCUACUGAAUUCGCUGAAACAGAGUACAUAUUCUUGGCUCUUGCAGAAUUGCUACUUGUCAGUUUUGUUGGCUUCCCGGUUUUGAUCAUUGCGAACGACGAUACUCGGGCCCGAUUCUAUGUUUCAGCGGCCGUCAUUGCGGGAACGUGCAUGUCGAUUCUUGUACUUAUAUUCUUUCCGAAGGUUGCUGCUUUCAGAUCGCAGCAUGAACGAACUAAAAGAACACGCGAAUACUCAAGUCAAGCGGGCAGUGAUCGAGUCAGGAUUUCUGGCUUUAGCAUCAUGACGAGGUUCGGAAAUGGAUCUCUCGAUGAGGACGAUGGAGAUAGUAUUGGCAACGUUUCUCGCUAUUCGCGCAUUUCUCGCUUUUCUCGCGUCGGAAGUGGUGAAGAUGACAAGGCCGGUGUGAAAGUGGUGCAGCAUCCACAAGAAAACGAAAAACUGAAGAAAACUGUUGCAGAACUUCAAAGCAAGAACAAAAAGUUAAUGGCUCAAGUUUCGAGACUCGCAGAACUGCACAAAAAGACAGCAGCAAGAUUGGAUAUGAGCGAAAGUGAAUUAUCUGAGUCAAUGUUUCUGUCUACCACAGGCAACCUUGGCAACUCAAGUGCGUUUCUUCGUCUUCCAGCUGCUGAUAGUCGUGGAACGGCGCCCACACACGAUGGGGAAAAUGAUGCGUCAGACCUUUCUUAA
Molecule: messenger RNA, 2616 nt
Organism: Cylindrotheca closterium
Lineage: Eukaryota; Bacillariophyta; Bacillariophyceae; Bacillariales; Bacillariaceae
Source: the annotation of a GenBank genome assembly